CUGCAUUUGCAAUGCUUGGCUCCUCCCUCCCAGACCCAGGAGCAGGUUAGAGUCUCCGUUUAACUCCACUUCCCUGCUGGUGGUACAGGUACGGGGGGGCCCCUGGUAUCAUAGAGCCUGACGCCCCCAGACUUCCUGCUCACUGUCUUCCUACAGAUCCUCCCUGGACCAGCUCCAUGUCAAGCGCAGGCUGACACCGCUUCACUUUAAGGAGGAACAGAAAGUACCAACAUGAACAGACUGGGGAUGGAUGACAGCCUCCUGGAUAACAUUGACCCCUCUCUGGGGGGCAGCGAUAUCGACACUGCCCUGCUCAGUGAUAUAGAUGGUAAGUCACCCUGCCCGCUUCGUGGCUUAUUGGCUGGGAAUGAAGGGGUUAAGGACCUGGGCACAAACUUAAAUAUACGAACACCCCAACAUGGUGACGCACGGAUUUGGGGUGCUCAGUGUACCCCAAGGCCUGGUUGGUGCAUUAUUAUACUGUCUAAGUGGGGUUCUCUUAGAGAAGUGGUAACCUCAUGUUGAUAGCAGAUUAAUAUUGAAUAUAACUGCACUUUGUAACAUACAGGCAGUAAGUGAUGGUCUCCUUAGCUGAUGCUGUGUUUUGGGGUGCCCUGCUUCACGUUGCAAUGUUUGAAGGCAACAAAAAGCUACACCCAUAAUGUGAUAGGACUACAACCCCCCAAAAUGCACUGCCAGCCUGAAUGUUGGCAAAGCAUCAUGGGAGAUGUAGUCCUGUAAUAAUGGGGAGGGUUACCAUUUUGCAUUCUCCUUAUUUUAGGAUGGAUGUGAGUACUGUUCCUUGAUACUCUUAUUUACAUUUUAAAGCCCCUGGAAUUCACAUCCCAAAGCGGGGUCCUAUAGCCAUUUCCUUGCAUACCUCUGGAUAAAAUGCCAUUUUUUUGCCUGGCUCACCCACCCCCACCCCUUGGUCUGAGUACCCCAUGUGCCUGUGUUCCUUUGAAUCCUGAGAGCUCUUGCUGGCUGAGAGACAGACCCAAGAGCUCCUCCCCCUCCGUGACAUCACACGGGGUUACUGUCGGUCGUUCUCCCUGCUGUGUAUACAGUAUAUGGCAGCACAGCUCUGCUUUGGGUGUCCUGUAAAGUGGACACAUCUCCUAUUUACCUAGAAUCCAAGAUCAAUAUUAGCUGAUAACAUUAUGACCAAGUAACACUUGUGACUGAGAACAAAUGGAUAUUUUUAGAACAGGGCAUAACACGUUUGUAUAAUUUUGGCUGCAGGGAAAGUUUAUAACAUGCACACUAUAUGGUAGAUUUUAAAUUUUAUAUCUUUGGGAUAAGUAAAGCCCCUGGUCUGUGAUCUGUCUAUUACACACAAUGCUUCCAGUUCACGUACUGGGCUGUUUCCCUCUGACAUCGCACAUUCUAAGAAUGAACCCAGAAACUCAUUCAAAUAACUUGUAUACGUCCUCACAUUCAUUAUCUGGGAGCAUUCUUAAACCUAUUGUACAACGCUACUCAAUAUGUUGGCGCUUUCCUGCGUGACUUGUAACAAAUUGAAUUCUGAAAAUCAUUUGGAAAAUAAAUUGCCAACUCUGCAAGUGGUGGGCACAGCGUGGUAGAUUUUGCAUUAAUUUCAGGUGGUUUUGUAAAUAAAUCCAAAGACGUGGAAAGCCAUUUGCUUCCUGAUUGGGGGUUUGGUGUCACCCGACUGUUUCUAUUUACGUCUGACUGUUUGUGGAGCUCCAGUAUAGGGUUGUGCUUUUAACAUAAUAUAUGCUGGAAGGAAUUGCAGUAUCCGGUCUUCCUGCCUUGGUCGAUGAUUUGUAGGACCAAUUAAUGGCUGCCAUUGUAGACUGUAUUUAUUUAACCCAUAAAACCUUAUUUGUGUUUAUAUUUUCUUCAAUUUUUUUAAAGCCCUUUUUUAUUUCCCAUUAGCGUUACGCAAUUUCAGCCUUUUUUUGUUUUGUUUUUUUCAGCCGGAGCUUUGAAUUAUUUCUAAAAUUGUAAAGACUUGUACCUGUUCUCCAGUCUUCGCUUGGGAUUUUUGGGGCGUUCUGAUGGUUAGCUGAGGCCCUGUAUACUGGGGAACAGACAGAGGGUAUGGGUUGAUAGUUUGCCCUCCUAGCUAGGGGUACAUUUGCCAGAUCCACCUUGUUUUCCUGGGCAGACAUCAUUUCUUCAUGUUGUGUGGCACAUGAAAAGUGCUGCCGUGCAGGAUGUAAAUGUUAUAAUUCAGGAUUCCUGAUUGAUCACAGCUGAAAUCGUAUGAGGUGGCUUAAGUUCUAGGUGCUGCACAAAAGACUGUUUAAUGUUUUCUGGGAAAUAUUGAGGAAAUGGGGGACUGUUGAAUCAUGUGUAUACAUGAUGGCAGAUGUUGCAUCCAUUGGAGUGAGCACUACACUGGGAUUCUAGGUUUCUGCAGUGGUUAUGGUGCGUAGCGUGCCCCUGUAACACAUCCUGUACAUGGCUGGUUCGUUCUUUCCCUUUGCUCUCGGAGCAGGGGUCGGCUGUAAGACUAUAUAGGAAUGCAGCAUAUCAAUCAAAACUCAGUCUGAGGCGAGAUGUGCUGAUUCAGCAGAUUAUCUCACAGGUAGUCAUCACAAAAGCUCUGCAGAGCCAGGGUCUCUGUCUAAAUGAGAACCAUCCAGAGGGGUCGAGCUCUGUUUGCUGUACACAGACAGAACCUCCCCAUCCAAAACAAGCAGAGAAUUUGCCAAAAAACAACCCAGGAACUGUUUGCUGCUGAGAUUUCACAUCUCAACCCAUCGUUUGGACUCUCUCACUGUAUAGUAAAAUGUUCUGAUGUAGAGAUGAACUUCAACGAGAUUACAUUAUCACGUGGGAUAAAACCACUUGAAAAAUCCCAUAAGAACGGAACAAUAGGCACUUUGAAACUCAAUCGGGUUAUGUACUAAAGUAUGAAUUUUACAUUUUAGACUAAUGUUGCUAAUUUGUAUUGUUCAACUCCGCUAUGUUUCCAGUUUCACUUUUUAAGUCUAAAAUUUUUUAAUUCAAUUUGAAUUCACUUCGAAUUGACAACAACACUAUCCUUGUCAUUCACUAGUGUGUCUUACCAGGAAUUCAAAGUAUAUUUCAAAUUUAGGCCAGAGCAGCCGAGCUGGGAAUAUAGCAGACUUGGAGAAUUUUAUUUUUAGCUACCGUGGCCAUAAAAUUGAAAUUCACUUGGAUGUCCCCACAAUUUUCACUGUAGCGAGUAGCCAUGUUGGUUUUGUUCACUAAAAUGUGCUUUUUGGAGAAUUGAUGAGGGAGCAGCAUACUUAAGGCCAGUGGAUAUCAUUCUAUGCCAGCUCAGUGAUUUUGCCAACACUGGUAUUACAGCAAUUCUCACUAAUUAUAGGUUUAGACCAUAAACCCCCCAGUACUACUUAAAGUGUGGUUCAUUCAUGUACUUCUAGAAUCGGUCUGGCUAUAAAAUCCAGGUCAGACCUAAUGCUUGGCUAGUGAGACACAGCUAGGGACUGUCUUUUAGAAAUCCAGGCUAGUUGGCUGCUGUGCAUUAUUUAUCUGAGAGUUUGGAUGGUUUCUUUUUAUGAGUUUUGUUGUGGGGACAAUUUAAACACCCCAAUCUCACAGGACGUAUUCACAUACUCUGUACUGAUAUACCUCUUUGUGUUAUUUACUAACCAGGCGUUAUGGAGGAUGGCUCCUGCCUGGGGGGUUUGAAAAGAAUCCCUCUGGUAGAAGGGAAAUAUUUUGUGUCCUGUGCUGUUUUCGCUGUGGGGGUUCUAGUUAAUCGAAACAUGAUUUUUUGUAACGACUAACCUGCUGUGUCUAUAGUCCAGUUAGGUUAAACAACUGAUACUCCCCUCUCCCACCCCCCAAAAAAGAAACCAACGCAAUAUCAACAAAACCCCCACACGGGUGAAGAGGGAUAAUUGUGAUAUCACAGAGAAUAGUGCACUAACACACCCAUUGCUCCCCCAGCAAUGAACAGCAACUCCUAUUAUAUCCAGCCAGCCAUCAGUUUGAUUACAAACAGCCCAUUUACGGAAUGUUUGUUUCUUUUUACAAUAGCCGUUUGUGUGUUUCCAGUGUAUUUCUCCCCCCCUCGUCCCCCAAAUCCUCUCAGUAAUGUGUAUGUUUCCUGGGGUAAGGGGUGGGGGGGAUCUGGGAACAACCUCUAGUAACCUUGUGUAGGUUGAAGUUCCAGUGAACGACAGUAACCUUGAGACAGGCUGGUCCUUCCUCUCAUAGGAAGGGGAAUUUCUCUGCCGCGGAUUGGCUAUGAGCAGUCACCUCAUGUUAGAGCUGUGAUUCAGUCUCUUCAAGCCAUGCUCCUUCUGCAGGAGGUGCUGCGGCUCCACUAGGUGGAGUUAGGGGCUGUGACUGAGACUGGAGGAGGGAACAGGGGGAGAGAGGGAUGCACAAAAUCCUGCUCUCUGCCCAGCCUAUAAAUGUAACAAAUGUCUUGGGCAGAGUAUGCUCGGCGCCAACGUUUGAAUUGGUGUACCGGGUUAGGGGGAAGGGCACCUAUUGACUAAGGAGGUGCUGCCUGUACUGCUCGCUUUGCAUGCCAUGGAUUUCACCUUUGAAGGUACACAGCCCCCCAUAAUAUAGACUCUUGGGUUAACCCUUUGAUGGCCAGAGGCAUGUACACGUCUGGCACUCCUGAGGUUAAAUGGUAAACCUAGCCAGUAGAACUGAUAGAGCGUGGUUGGUUGUUUAACCCCUCCUGCUCCAUGGAAAGUUCAGGAUGAUUAACCAAACCAAAAGAUUAAAGCAGCGCUAUGGACUAUGUUGGUGCUGCUUAUUAGAAACCAUAAUUACAUACCUAGGAAUGGAUUUGAUAAAAGGAUAUAACGUGCAAAUCAUGUUAACCCAUUGAGGGGCCCAGAUAGUGGUUAACUCAAUGCAAUGCUGUCUGUGUUGGGAGGCAAAAAGUGUUUUUUUUUGUUUUGUUUUUUUAAGUUCUCAGCAGCAAAAAUAAAAUCUUAAGGUGUAAUUCUACAAGUAUGCGAUUAAACACUUACGGAGUAUGUUUGCUGUUUUCCUACGUUUUAACUGAAGUUUAAUGGAUUUCUGAUCACCUCAAACCAUAUUUAGUGCAUUCACCUCGGGGAGCGCCAGUGCCAUGUCCGUGUAAUAUAAAUAAAAUAUCCAUUAUAAUUAUCCUCCUGAUAACACUGAACAGUCAGUCCCUCACUCUGCAGCAUUAUAUUCCUUGUGUUAUGGGAGUUGCAGUCUGCUAAAAUGGCUCUGACCAUUUUUAUAAUUUUAUCUUCUUUUUUUUCCCCUCUCUCUCAGAUAUGCUCCAGCUGAUUCACGGACAGGAAAAUGACUUCGCUGGUCUGUUUGACUCUCCCUUUGGGACGGUUAAUGCCCCCACGCAGAAUGUCUCCCUAUCGCUCAAUACCCUGGAGGGUUUACUGGCCGCCCCUACGGAGGGAACUCCUAUAAAGAUGUACCCCCUUUCUACGUCCAGCUUCCCAGGGCCUCAAACUCAGUCUCUCUCUCAGGAUAACUUCGGACAGCAGCUAAAACCUGCAACGCAGAACUGUGUGAAGGAUGAGCCCAUGCAGAUCUGUACCACUCCGCAGACUAAGAUUCAGCCAAGUUCACCCCAAUUGCAGAAUGGAAUGUUUGGGAAAACGUCCGUGACACAAGCCCAGACUCCAUUCAACACCCAACCUGUCGGAAGCGGAUUCCCCGAGCAGGUGACAUACACAGGUAAAGAAAGGGGCAAUACAGGUAAAAUGGGAAUUUCUGUGCAGUUAUUCGAAUCUCCCAGAACCCUCCAGGUCAUCAGUAGCUUUAGCCACCUUUCAGUGGGCUUAUCAUAUCCAUCGCCCAAUGCCACCACCAAAUGGAUCCAGUAACAAACGCUACCUACCCUCUGACACAGGGAGAAACUACUGAAGGAUUUUUACAGGAUUUUAUCUUAGCAUUUACUAGGAAGUACACUUGGUACUUUAGAACAGGGUACUCAGGUUUCCAAGACUGGAGGGGUCGCCAAUCUUCUUAAUUUUUUUCUUUUAAUUUUGAAAAAUAUAUCAACACAGCAGUACAUAAUAAGCAAUACAAUUUCUCCAUAAAAACAACCAAAAAAAAAAAACAUCCCCAUCCCCCCACAGGGAAAAGGUGCUUUUCACAGCUGUAGCUGUAAUCCAUCGCAUUAUCAGUCUGUGUGAUGUGCUGACAUCUCUUGUUUCAGCACUGUGUGAUAUGACAGGGAGAUUAAAACCAUACAAAAUAUUGAAAUUCAGCAUUAAUGUGACAGUAUAUGAAUCGUGUAGGAUUCCAUUGUUACAAAAUCCUGAGUGGAUGCUCAGAGCCCAUAUUCUGUCUCCACGUUCUGGAUUUUAGUCACAUUUUGGGGUCCGUUUAACAAAACAAAAAUCUGUGCACAGGGAAGUUGGAUGGGAUUGCAGCCCGCACGUUGGGUUGUGAGCCGCCAUUUUACGGUUUAUUGAAUAUCCCCUGUUUUGGGGACAUACAGAGGCUGUUAGCCUAACCACAAGUGACCUGCAUUUUAUUAUACUGGAGAUGGAGAGGUGAGAAGGCUGCUUAGAUAGUGUGUGUGUUAUAGGAGGUAUGGGGAGCUGCAGUGAGCAUGCUGCUCAGGUAGUGUGGGUUAUAGGAAGUGUGGGGAGCUGCAGUGAGCGUGCUGCUCAGGUAGUGUGGGUUAUAGGAGGUGUGGGGAGCUGCAGUGAGCGUGCUGCUCAGAUAGUGUGUGUUAUAGGAGGUGUGGGGAGCUGCAGUGAGUGUGGGUUAUAGGAGGUGUGGGGAGCUGCAGUGAGCGUGCUGCUCAGAUUGUGUGUGUUAUAGGAGGUGUGGGGAGCAGCAGUGAGUGUGCUGCUCAGUUAGUGUGGGUUAUAGGAGGUGUGGGGAGCUGCAGUAAGUGUGCUGCUCAGUUAGUGUGUGUUAUAGGAGGUGUGGGGAGCUGCAGUGAGUGUGCUGCUCAGGUAGUGUGUGUUAUAGGAGGUGUGUGGAGCUGGAGCAGGUAGUGUGGGUUAUAGGAGGUGUGGGGAGCUGCAGUGCGCAUGCUGCUCAGAUAGUGUGUGUUAUAGGAGGUGUGGGGAGCUGCAGUGAGUGUGGGUUAUAGGAGGUGUGGGGAGCUGCAGGUAGUGUGCUACUCAUGUAGUGUGUAUUAUAGGAGGUAUGGGGAGCUGCAGUGCGCGUGCUGCUCAGAUAGUGUGGGUUAUAGGAGGUGUGGGGAGCUGCAGUGAGUGUGCUGCUCAGGUAGUGUGUGUUAUAGGAGGUGUGUGGAGCUGGAGCAGGUAGUGUGGGUUAUAGGAGGUGUGGGGAGCUGCAGUGCGCAUGCUGCUCAGAUAGUGUGUGUUAUAGGAGGUGUGGGGAGCUGCAGUGAGUGUGGGUUAUAGGAGGUGUGGGGAGCUGCAGUGAGCGUGCUGCUCAGAUUGUGUGUGUUAUAGGAGGUAUGGGGAGCUGCAGUGAGCGUGCUGCUCAGAUUGUGUGUGUUAUAGGAGGUAUGGGGAGCUGCAGUGCGCAUGCAGCUCAGGUAGUGUGUGUGUGUUAUAGGAGGUGUGGGGAGCUGCAGUGAGUGUGGGUUAUAUGAUGUCAGAAGAUCUAAACAGUAUUUGUUUCUAAAACGUUUCAGAUGACUGUUUUCCAUAUAGUGACUAAAGAAAAAGCAGGUUGAGAUCUAACCACCUUAUGUGGCCAAGUUAAAGGGAACACUAUAGUCACCUGAACAACUUUAGCUUAAUGAAGCAGUUUUGGUGUAUAGAACAUGCCCCUGCAGUUUCACUGCUCAAUCCUCUGCCAUUUAGGAGUUAAAUCCCUUUGUUUAUGAACCCUAGUCACACCUCCCUGCAUGUGACUUGCACAGCCUUCCAUAAACACUUCCUGUAAAGAGAGCCCUAUUUAGGCUUUCUUUAUUGCAAGUUCUAUUUAAUUAAGAUUUUCUUAUCCCCUGCUAUGUUAAUAGCUUGCUAGACCCUGCAAGAGCCUCCUGUAUGUGAUUAAAGUUCAAUUUAGAGAUUGAGAUACAAUUAUUUAAGGUAAAUUACAUCUGUUUGAAAAUAAAACCAGUUUUUUUUUCAUGCAGGCUCUGUCAAUCAUAGCCAGGGGAGGUGUGGCUAGGGCUGCAUAAACAGAAACAAAGUGAUUUAACUCCUAAAUGACAGUGAAUUGAGCAGUGAAAUUGCAGGGGAAUGAUCUAUACACUAAAACUGCUUUAUUUAGCUAAAGUAAUUUAGGGGACUAUAGUGUUCCUUUAAGGUUUGAUAUGGUCUUAAUUUAUAGUUCUAACUAUAGAUAAUUCAAAUAAUCCUAUGUCCAUUGGCAUUGCAACUGAUUUGUGGCUAUACAAGAAUUAAGAAUGGUUUAUUUCUAGUAAUGAUCAAUGCAUCCUGUAAGUGCAGGGUUUCCUUGUGCAGAUCAGGGCGCUGUCUACUUACACACGCACAGCGGAAGCUUUAUAUACGUGGGAACGUCUUUAGUAAAUACAGACCAUUAGACGAGUGAGAGACAGUGUUGGCAAAAGCGGACUGUCUAAUCCAGUAUAGUGGCUGUAAACGUCUACAUAAUAAGCUCCUUCAAGCAGAGUCUACAGUAACGCCUUGUUUGUGAUUAACACUUAUUAUAGUUUGUAUUAUUUAUUUGUUGUACCACUUCAUUGAAAUUGUAAAGCGCUUUAUAAAUUCUAAUUAAAUUUUGUUUUGUGGGUGUAACUGUGUACUGUCUUCUACAAGAACAAAUUUAUUUUACUUUAGAGAUAUUGUCACCACCACUCCAUCUGUACAACUUGCACUGCACUCCAGUUUGGGUAACUAGAUAGAAAGUAGGUGGCAGCAAUAGUUACUGAUGAGCUGGGCUUUGGUAAUACUGAUCGUAUUUGUCUGAGCCACCUGUCCAGGUCUGCCUGAGCACACCUGAAGCUCCACGCUAAUAAUCUUAUACAGAGUAAGCUCGAUGCAAUGCAUUCAGUCUUUCUGGGGACUUUUAUCUGUUGCCCUCAGAAGUGGAAUAUCGUGAAAUGGCAGGAUAGCAGUCCAAAAUUGGGACUCUGCUGCGGGACCCGAGACUGUUGGGAGGUAUGCAGUGCUAGCACUUUCAUGCCCCAGUUUUAUAGGGAAGGGGGAGAAUUAAGGUUUUAAGUUGAUUGUGUGUUUUUUUUUUUGUUUUUUUUUUAUGUAAUCGUAUUUAUUUCUUGUACCUUUUUUUUUUUUUUAAUUCACCCUACGCUUUCUUCUUUGAGAUCCAUCUUGGAGAUGAUUGGAGUGAGCCUUUUGUAAAUCUUUGUACUAUCGUUUUUACGCAUUGUGUACUAGACUUUUUUCCUUGCUCCAUGUAUCCAUAUUUGGAGUAGCACCACAUAAAUGGGUAUUUUAUACACUGCAAUGUGUAGCAAUGUUAUUCACGACAUUUAUAUUCAUGGUCUGUUUUGUGCAGUUUUUAAGGACUAGGAUAUGACUUGGACGUUUUAGCCAAUCCUGGUUGUUACGUUAGUUUCCAUUAGGCGCUCAGAGUACAGCGAGUGUUUAUGGGAUAUUUACCGUGCGUUUUAUAGUCACAUCCAGUCCACUUGGAUGGAGGGUUAGGUGGGUGGCAGGUUUUUGUUUUAAUGCUUUGUCUGGCUAAAGUUUCCAGUAUAUAUUUUUUAAAUCAAAUAAAAAUAAGACUAAAUUGGUGCAGGCCUACCUGUACUUUGGCCAGAGUUUCAUAGGUUUGCUUAAGGGAUUACCAUGUGUCCAGCCCUUCCAAGUCAGAAUUGAAUUGUUUAUUAUUUAAACAAAAACUAAUGCCGGUCUCUGUGUACACCUAUAUUGUAGAGCAAAAUGUAUAUUCUGUAUCAUCCUUUUUAUGUAUUUAUUUUUUGGUAUGUAUGUUCAUAUAGAUGGUAUAUUUCUCUGGCACCUUGACCAUGUAUAAUGGAUAAACGCAGUCCUUUUAAAGUGAAACUGUCACUACUGAAAUAUAUGCCUCUAUGGCCCAAUAGUCCAUUAAAUAUUGGCCAUCGGUAGGGCUUUUAUUUUUUAAUUUAGUUUAAACAUUCUACAUUAAUGGUUUCAUAGUGUUUACUAUGGAAAUGAAUAAACCAUAAGGUAUAAAAGGUGGACACUCAUAGUAAUAUAUAUAUUGUCCCUUAUUGGCUGCCUAGCCUGUCUCAAGUGAUUUGGCACACUCACAUUUCCUGACAAUAAAAUAAUCUACAUAAACUAGUUCCCCGUUAGGACAGGCUAACCAAAAUGGGAUUUUGAUCUAAUCUGUUAAAUGUUUUAAUUAAAUUUUUAAAUAGUUUUGAUUUCCAUCACUUCUAUCUGUCUACUUGCAGCUGUCCAGAAUAUUUCUUCUCUACAAUGCGGCACCGGGCAGCCGAUGCAGACCGCCAUUGGACAGAUGUUCCAGAGCAUCCCAGGGCAGCCGCUGCAAAACGUCACAACCCAGUCACUGCAGAACAUCAACACUCAACCAGUACAAAGUAUUGUAACGCAUGCUCAAACAGCGCAGAGAGUGUCGACACCUUCAACUCCGCAGAUCCAGCAGCCCCUCACCCUACAUACACAAAGUAUAUCUCCCCAGCAGUUCCUGACCACUACGAGUGCAACUGUGAGUCCGCAUAUCCAACAGGUCCCCGUAAGUACAAACCCAAUAAAUCUGCCAUGUCUGUUCUCCUUUCUGGGUACUGACAGCGGAUAAUCUGAAUUGCCUUUCCUCCUGUUAAGGUUCUAAUCCAACCUCACUUCAUCAAGGCGGACUCGUUGCUGCUCACGGCCGUCAAGGCCGACGGUUCAGUAAUGCCUACCAUAAAGACAUCUGGAAUGACUUCUCUUACAACAAAUACCACCAUGCAGACAGCAGUAAGUGGCAAAGAAAAUGCAUUCGAUGUGCCCAUUUUAAUGUAGGAAAUGAAAUGUAGUCUGAGCAGGAACCAGAGUCCAGUAUAUAUAAAUGCAAACAGGCUUAUUUUAAAUUAUUUACUCAAUUUCUGUGUAUAGGAGCAGAUUAAAAUGACCGUUCUUAGAUCCCUCUUUUGUCCCCUUUUCUGUGGCUAUUGCCAAUUGUCAUAAAAAGAAAAUCCCUUGUUAUUCAUUUAAAGUGACUCUUUCACCAGAAUUGUCCUUUGCACUCUUAAACAGCACUUUAAAAACGUCAGGUGUAGACUUAAUCUAAAAGGGUUCUCUGUGUAGCAAGAUGGAUGCCUCCAUUAAUCCUACAUGCAAAACAAAAUACCUGCUCAAGGAAUAAUUACAGAUAAAGUUGCUAUAACUUCUUUUAAAUCUGAUUCAUGAAAGAAAAAUCCAUUGUAAGUUUUUGCUGCAGGUUUUACACUGGAUAUAUGUGCACUCCAAUAAAAGUCAGUUUCCCUCUCCAAAGUCCAGAAAUGUAGUAUUUCAAACACUGGUACCUUUGGUAUUUUUUUAUUUUUUUAUUUUGCUGCUCAUAUCUCUCCCAUCAAUUUGCAUCUAGCUGUCUAGUUUUCUACCAUCGUCUGUGAUCUGGUUUCAGGCUCUUGUCAGUGGGGGCACUAUAUUGACCACCAUGCCACUGAUGGUGGAUCCCGAUAAAUUGCCCAUCAACCGUCUCACAGCCAGUGGCAAGAUGGCGAUGGUGAAUGGCAAGGGGGAGAAGCGGACAGCCCACAACGCCAUAGAGAAACGCUACCGGUCAUCGAUAAAUGACAAGAUUAUAGAACUCAAGGACCUGGUGAUGGGAACUGAGGCAAAGGUAAUUUCAUAACUGGAGAAAAGUGUGUGUGUCAGUGUCAGUCAACCGUGGGCAACUGUCCUGCUCAGCCAGAGUCAGUUUAGAUGAGUUUUAUGGAAGUAGUAGUGAAAGAUCCAAGGUAGCUUAGUACUGUCCUAAAGAUAGCAAGCAGUGUUAAUUUAUUGCAUAGUUGUACCUCUUUUAUUUUCCUCUCUUGCAAAAAGAAAAUAAAGGGGGGGGGGGGGCCCUCUAAGCAUAGAAAGAUACAGCCUGUUAUAGUGGUUGUGGUGCUAGCAGGCUAUGGGCGCUGUUUGGUUUGAGACAAAAAAUGAAGGGGUCUGGUAGGAACUCCUGCCACAUCUCUUCGCUUGGUGUAGUACUAAUGUGGAAUGAACACUUCUGCAGUAACAUUUUCCGUGUGUUUUGUGCUUAACCUCCUUUUAUUUUAUUUAUUUAUUUUUUUCUCCUAUUUGUCUCCCCAGUUGAACAAAUCUGCCAUUUUGAAGAAGGCCAUUGACUAUAUUCGCUUCUUGCAGCAGAACAACGUGAAACUAAAGCAAGAAAACCUAUUGCUCAAAAUGGCCGCCCAGAAGAAUAGUAAGACUUCCUGUUUGCUCGUUCCCUCUUCCUGUUUACACGAUAGUGACCUAUUUUAUGGCUGUCACCAUAUUGACUUUUGAGAAGUUUUUUUUUUUUGAAUUUCUAAGCCAGAGUGUGAGGAAGUGCUGAGCACGGCAUCCAUAGCUCCUCUCCAAGCAGAUGUGGUAUCUCCUCACCCUGUUCUUCAUAUAAUACAUUUCUAAGUGAAAUUUGUCAGGGUUGUUCACUAGAUUGUUGGGAAUUUUAACGUUUAGUCCAAACUGAAAACUGACUGGGAGAAUUUUCCAAAAUCUGUGAUUUGGGUCUAAAACCUGGAAAUCACUUUGAAAACCAUUACAGUUUAAUGAGACCAACACUUUAAACAGACAUUGCCCAGACACAACAGUAACUCUUACCCCUUCAGUUAAUUGUGCUUUGCUUUGUUUUUAUUUUAUGUUCUUGCCUCUAUUUUUAAAGUAUUGGCUUUUGUUUUUUUCCCUGUUCCUUUUUCCCCUUAGGUUCUUUGAAAGACCUUGUGGCUGGAAGCACCAUUGUCAUGGAUGGGGUAAAUGCAGACACAAUGGAUGUUCUCACCCCACCACCAUCUGAUGUGGGCUCCCCGUCACACAGCGGCAGUCCAAUCUCACAGUGUAACAGUGACUCGGAGCCAGACAGCCCCUUCUGCGAGGAAGCCAAGGUAAGCCGCAUUGUAUUGCAAACAGUCCCUGAUGCACAUUGCACACAGUAAGCGUGUUCUGCUACAUCUCUGCAUUUCCUAAUUUUCCUCAAAUUCCGCUUCACUUCUCUGGUGCACUACUUAAACUUGCAAUUUAUCCCACACUAUGAUGCUUUCUGCACCUUAUUGCACUCUCCACUAGUCUUUGUCCUUGUACUUUUUUUUGCACCCACCUCAACUCCCCUCUGUGCGUGCGCUACCUUACACUGCUGCUCCCCCCUCUCUGUUCGUGCGCUACCUCACACUGCUGCUCCCCCCCCGUGCGUGCACUAGCUCACACUGUGCGCGCGCUACCUCACACUUUUGCUCCCCCCUCUCUGUGCGCGUGCUACCUCACACUGCUGCUCCCCCUCUCUGUCCGCUUUGCAAAUCUGUUCUUUGCCUUUUUCUGCAAUUUCUCACAUACUCCUCCUCCUCCUCCCCAUGCACCUUACUGCACACACUACUCCUCUCUCUACACAAAUACUACUUUGCCUCAUUCACACUAUUUUUCGUUCUGUGACUGUUCCAGGUCCAAGUUAAGCAGGAGCUCCCGUCUCCUCAAAGUACUGGCAUGCUGGACCGCUCCCGUAUGGCUCUAUGUGCAUUUGUCUUUCUCUGUCUCUCCUUCAAUCCCCUGUCAUUCCUCAUGGGAGGCUCCAGGGGCCCCGAAAUGGCAGAAAGCUCGUCAUUCCAUGGCAGUGGCCGGAGCAUGCUGGGAACGGGAUAUCCAGGUGUGUGUAGAUCUAAACAAAGUUACUGAUAAAAUUACCAUUUCCACAUCAUUAAAAUAACUCUAUUGGGAGUUGGAGAUCUAAACCUUAAACUCUUGCUCAUCUCCUGGAGAUGCAGCCCGCCGUUAAUAAAUGUGAAUUAAAAUUUUAUUUAUUUAUUUAUUUUUUUUAAACCCACUUUUUUGUUUUCCUCCAUUUGCUUCAAUCUCUAUAAAUACCUGCUCCAUCCUAAUUCCGAAUUAAUAGUUUUUCAUUUUACCAACUAUUUUCUGGUCAUAACUUCGCAGCCAUGUAUGUUAGGAAAGUGCGAUCUAUGGUUUAAUGUGGUUUAUUUAACCUCUUGGUGUUCCCGUUGCUCCAUAGAGCCUUCAUUCUGGUCUAGUUGGUUGGUUCCAUCAACACUCCUCUGGCCCAUUAAUUUUGCCAUCGUUCUUGGGGUCUUCAUUCGGCUUUUUAUCUAUGGUGAGCCGGUAACCCGUCUUCACUCUGAGUCCUCUGUCCUCUUCUGGCGCCAUCGGAAACAAGCAGAUGUGGAUCUCUCGCGGGUAAGCAGUACUCCAUAUUGGUCCUUGUACAAAACGAUGGCAUCCCCAAAUUGGUUAAAUCUGGGUGUGACUGUUGAAUGUCUUCGCAUUCCUAGGGAUUCCGAGCACCUGUUACAAAAUUCCAAAAGCGGAGAAUUUAGAAGGAAUUUGUUUCUAUAGCUUUUACAUAAUCCCUAUAGUGACUGCUUAUCAAUAUAGACUACCAUUAAUAAAUAUAAAAUCAUAUUACAUAUGAGUCAUACUUUAAAAAAAAACAAAAAAAUUUUUUAUUAAGUCCCAGGGUCCAAAAUAGUCUCCUUCUCCCCUCUGUCUUUCUUUGAUCCUUUGGGGGUAAAUGGUCCUUUCUUUUCAGGGGGACUUUGCCCAAGCCUCCUUGCACCUUUGGACAGCUCUGAAAGCUUUAGGGAGACCCCUUCCUACUUCAAACUUUGAUCUAAGCUGCAGCCUGAUGUGGAGCUUGAUCCGAUAUGUGCUUCAGCGCCUUUGGGUAGGACGCUGGCUGGCAGAACGUGCUGGGGGUUUCCGUAGGGACCACCAGCUGAAGGAUGAUGUUCGAAAGAGCUGCAGAGAAGCUGCUCUUGUUUACCAUCGUCUUCACCAGCUGCAUAUGACCGGUAUGUUGUGUGAUCUACAUGUGCUGAUGGGUGUCACGUUUCACCAGCUGGGCAGUAUUUCCCAUGCUCCCAUGUAGGCUAGUGGCUGAUGGAUGAUAAUGGGAGUUGUAGUCCUUGCAAAGCUGGAUAAAUCACUGUCAUAUUAUGUCCCCAGGGAAGCAUGCUGGAGGCCACCUGGCUGCGAUAAAUAUGGCUCUGAGUGCUGUGAAUUUGGCGGACUGCGCAGGAAAUACCAUUUCCGUGGCAACUCUUGCAGAGAUCUAUGUCGGGGCUGCUCUGAGAGUGAAGGCUAGUCUCCACCGCCGCUUCCACUUCCUGGCGGUAAGUAGUGAGGGCCGAGCUGCCAACUUCACACUGCGGAAUAGAUCAUGCUCAAGGGAUGAAACUUUGUUCUCCAUUGUUUUUGUGUUGUAGAAUUUAGAAAUAAUUACUACCUAAAAUUACAGAAUUGAGGAUUGUCCCACAAAUGCAUCUGAAUGCUUCUUUCUCUUGCAGCGUUUCUUCCUGUGCAGUGCCCGCCAGGUGUGCUUGGCACAAAGUGUCACUAUACCUCCUGCCAUGCAGUGGCUGUGCCACCCUCUGGGACAUCGCUUUUUUGUUGACGGAGACUGGAGUGUGAGAAACUCACCCAGAGACACAAUUUACAGCACAGCAGGAAGCACAGGUACAUUAAAAAAUGCAAUCAUAUGCCUGGCACGGCUAUUAUCCUCUGCCCUCAUAUGCCUGGCACGGCUAUUAUCCUCUGCCCUCAUAGGCAUGGCACGGCUAUUAUCCUCUGCCCUCAUAGGUAUGGCACGGCUAUUAUCCUCUGCCCUCAUAGGUAUGGCACAGGUACUGUCCUCUGUUAUCCUAGACUUGGCACGGCUACUGUCCUCUCUCCUCACAGGCCUGGCACGGCUGCUAUCCUCUACUAUCCUAAACCUGGCACAGUUGUUAUCCUCUGCCCUCACAGGCUUGGCACGGCUACUGUCCUCUGCCCUCACAGGCUUGGCACGGCUACUGUCCUCUGCCCUCACAGGCUUGGCACGGCUACUGUUCUCUGCCCUCACAGGCUUGGCACGGCUACUGUUCUCUGCCCUCACAGGCUUGGCACAGCUACGACCCUCUACUAUCCUAAACCUGGCACGGCUGCUGUCCUCUACUCUGACAGGCCUGGCACGGCUGCUGUCCUCUGCCCUCACGGACUUGGCACGGCUGCUGUCCUGUGCCCUCACGGACUUGGCACGGCUGCUGUCCUGUGCCCUCACGGACUUGGCACGGCUGCUGUCCUGUGCCCUCACAGACCUGGCACGGCUGCUGUCCUGUGCCCUCGUGGACCUGGCACGGCUUCUAUCCUCUGCCCUCACGCACCUGGCACGGCUACGACCCUCUACUAUCCUAAACCUGACACGGCUGCUGUCCUCUGCCCUCACAGACUUGGCACGGCUGCUGUCCUCUGCCCUCACAGACUUGGCACGGCUGCUGUCCUCUGCCCUCACGGACUUGGCACGGCUGCUGUCCUCUGCCCUCACGGACUUGGCACGGCUGCUGUCCUCUGCCCUCACGGACUUGGCACGGCUGCUAUCCUCUGCCCUCACGGACCUGGCACGGCUUCUAUCCUCUGCCCUCACGCACCUGGCACGGCUACGACCCUCUACUAUCCUAAACCUGGCACGGCUGCUAUCCUCUGUCCUCACGGGCCUGGCCCGGCUUCUGUCCUCUGUCCUCACGGACCUGGCCCGGCUUCUGUCCUCUGUCCUCACAGGCCUGGCACGGCUGCUAUCCUCUGUCCUCACGGACCUGGCACGGCUUCUGUCCUCUGUCCUCGCGGGCCUGGCACGGCUGCUGUCCUCUGUCCUCACGGGCCUGGCACGGCUUCUGUCCUCUGUCCUCACGGGCCUGGCACGGCCAUCUUCAAAACAAAAAGUCAGAAAGGACACCGCAUAAGUAACAUGCCCUAAAUGGCAGAAUAGACACAACAGGAGUACUAUCCAUUUAAAUUCUUAUACACACUGUACAGAUACUGUGCCCUAGUUACCUAAGUAGACAUUGCACUGGUACCUGCACUAACUGUAGAACUUGUCAUGCUUUGUACAUAUAUAUACCACAGUGUGCUUUGAUGUCCUCCAAUUUACAUUUCCCCUGGAUCCGACUCAGAAUUUUGGGAUGUGUUUAUAGGUCCAUGUUGUAAAUGCGUGGACCUACCUGUUACAGCUCACCCCAUGCUUUCAGCAGCCAAUUCUAGUCUGUGUAUUAAUACAAUGUGUAAGUGAGAAACAUGUCUUGUUACACGCCUGACUCUGUUUUUCUGGGGCAGUGGAUCCGUUGGCGCAGGUCACACAGGCAUUUCGUGAACACCUGUUAGAGAAAGCAUUGUACUGCGUGGCUGAGCCAGAGCAGAGCAAACCCCUGGCGGAGGGAGAACGGUAAGUUCUUAUCUUACGAUUUGUUUACUUUUAGUUUUUUCUUUGCCCUGUUUUUUAUUCAAUGUACUCCUCCGUUCAUUGUCUAAUCUGGCAAUCCAUCAUGCAGGUUGUGGUUUUUCACAGUUUCUCAGCACUGUCAGCGUUAUUUACUAUGUGAAAUCCAAAUACUUUUCUCUGCUUCAUACUUUUUUAUUUAUUUAUUUUUCCUUUGUCUACUCUGCACUUUUUUUACACUUUACACAUGUCUUUCUGUAAUGGACUUUCAUCUUCAUUGUUAUGUUUUUAAUUUUUUUUUUUUUUUCUCUUCUCAAAACCGUGAUAGCCUGCUACACAGGGGCAAAAUAGUAGAGUUGGAUGCAAUCUACUCUUUUGACGUUUUGUCCUGGCUGUCUCACCUUUGUGACUUUCCUUUCCUCCAACUUCCUUGCCCUCUGCACUCACUAUCUCACAUGUAAUCUCUCCUGUCACUCGCCUCCGGGUUGUUUAUCCAGUCUCACAUCAGUUUUGUCUCUCCUGAUGCUUGCCUCUGGGUUUCUCACCUCCGUGAUAUCCCUCCUUUCUCUGCAGAGAGUUCUCGGACGCCCUGGAGUAUUUGCAGUUGUUAAAUGGGUGCUCCGAUGCAGCCGGUGUUCCCAACCAUACGUUUUCCAUCAGCUCCACUAUGACGACCUUCACAGGUAAGUGCCCUCAGCCCUUUAAACAUUGUCAUAUCAGUCAGGUAUAUUCCUUAACUCCUUGCAUGCUAUACCUCCCAUCUGUCUGACAGAGUAUUUUGCAGGUGCAUUGUGUGUAUUUUCUAUGUGUUACGUUGUGCCUAGACGUGAAGAGAUUUGAAAUGUAUGUUUUAGUAUUCUUUAGAAAGCACCAACAGAUUCCACAGCGCUGUAGAUUGUUUUAUGGUUUGUGAACACUUCUGCGCAGGAACUGAUCCAGUGGCAAAGUGGUGGGCGUCCGUCAUCAUUGUGGCUAUUAACUGGCUUCAAGGAGACGACGAGGGCGCACAGAGAUUGUACCCAGUAGUUGAAUACAUGCCGAAAGCCCUUCAUAUGCAAGAGUAAGUGCUAUAGAACAAGAUCCUUUUGUAAAGUCCUCUCUGAUCCCCUCUAAUCUACUUGCCAUGUUUCCUUCAGAAAGGAAGCCUCACCUCUGUGUUUCUAAGAUAACAAGUUGAUUAAAGAAUUGUUUACAGUACACAGCCAUCUUUUUGACAAACUGUCUGUAAAAAUCCAAUAUCUAUUUGACUUUCCUGUUCUAACUCGUUUGUUGCUGACCCUAGAUGAUUGGGAAUAUAAUUUUAUCUUUUAAUGCUUGCUCAGAGUCAUGGUAAAUGUAGAUUCAAAACUCUGAUGUUACCGGUGCUAACCUUCAUUGCCUAUAUGCAAUUUAUAGUUCCAACGGGUCUCAAAAAACCUUUUAGUAGAUCUAAUGUCAUAUAUUGUGUUUUUGUUGUAUAAACCUUUUCCUCAUACUCCCAUCACUCCUUAGGAAUCCUUUGCCGAAAGCUGCACUUUAUGCCUUCAAAGCUGUACGGACGUUGUUGGGAAAGCAGGACAGCAGCCAGGUUAGCCUGGGCCAAUGUGAGAAAGCCAGUGGCUACCUCCGGGAGAGCCUAAAUUCAAGUCCUUCCAGCAGUGGCACCAUAGAUAAGGUGAGUUAAAAGUUGGAAACUCGUGGAAUCUUUGGUUAGAGGUUGGGGAUUUGUAGAAUCUUGGGUUGGUGGUGGCUAGUCUCUGGAAUUUCUGGUUGUGGGUCCAUGGAUUAUCUGGUUAGUUAACUCGUCCACUGAGCUGGAUUGCUGGCUCAUGGUUUUUGGAAUCUUAUGGUUAAUGGUGGUGGUCCACGUGAUCUCUUUACAGAGGAGAUGGAAUAAUGAAUUCCCUGGUUAAUGGUGGGAGAUGGACAUCUGGUUGCUGAUGAGUGGUUCAUAGAAUUAUUGGUGGUAUCACCUGUGGAGUUCAAUUUGUGCUGUAUACUCUGUUAUCUUGCCGAGGGAUCUUCCUGACAACGAGACCCAAGGCCAUUGUGGCUGUAGUGCAUUGUAGUUGCAUUGCAUGUUACAUCCCCUAUGUGCAAUGUGACUGCAGUGCAAUACAGAGGCAGUGCCAUAUCUGCAGACCGAAGAUACCAUCCAACUUCUUAACCUUUAUAGCUGUGCAAGCCCUAACCUAGUGGGCAUCUCAAAUGUGCAUUCUCCCGUUCAGCGUAAGUUUUUAUGGGUAUCCAUUGUUUCACGCCUUAGACCAAUAAUGUAUUUGUGGAUAAAUGCCCAAUCCAAAUCCAUUUCACGCAAAGAACACAAUGGUAUGUCUAAGCAUUUGAUUUGGUCUAGACUAGUGUUUCCCAAACCAGGCCUCAUGGCCCACCAACAAUCCAGGAUUAAGUAUUUACCUUUUUUAUUCCAAUGGAGACACUGAUAAAGCCUGGUGGACUGUUGGUGGGUCAUGCGGACUGGUUUGGGAAACACUGGUCUAGGGUACAAAAGUGGUAGCUGUUUCGUCAUUGGUGGUUGAUAAUCAGAAUCUCUAGUUAGUGGUGGUUGAUGCAUGGAAUCUGCUAUUAGUGUUAGGAGAUGGUUACUUAUCUUUCCAAAAAACUGAGAAACCAGCAACUCACCCAAUGAUUGAUUUUACUUGUUUACCAUUCUUCUCUUUGACCUUCUGUCUUUCCUGUUUCCCUCUUGUCCUACAUAAGUCAUUGUUGUAUUAGUUGGCCAUCUGAAGUCUUCAUUUUCCUACCUUGUGUAUUCUUUUAACCUUAUGAUUAUCAGUCUUACACUUGGCAUAUGACGACUUCUGAGCACCAACACUUUUCGGUAAUACUUUGCCGCUAUCAAUGCCUCUUUCUCCCAUGAGCCAGUUGUAGGAUGUGGUUGAUGGUUUGAUGGGGGGAGGGGGGAGGUGAUUGUAUUUUCUUUGUAAUGAUGGAUCCAAAUGGAAUGUUAUCUGCCUGCAUUGUCCGUAUUAAUUCUUGACCCAACACUUGACUGACCAUUCUGAUAUACCUUAUCAGUUUUGUUUAAUUUUUUUUUUUCCAUUUGCAUGUUCUCGUUUAAUCAUGCCUCUCUACCUCUCUUUUCUUCCAACCCCCCUCCCCCCUUCCCUUUCAGGCAGUGCAGCUUCUCAUAUGUGACAUCUUGCUAGUAACCAGGACCAAUAUCUGGCAACAGCAGCAACAGCAAAGCAGCCCAGCACAACAGUCCAGUGGCGUACAUCCGGCAUCCCCCCACGAGCUCCGGGGAUUCCAGCUAGACCUGAGCAGUAUGCGCCGACUGGCCCAGUUAUUUCGCCCAGCCAUGCGUAGGGUGAGUGGAAUGUGAUGACUUGUCAUGAUGACAGCAGGGACACUUAACGGGGGCAGACAUCUUGCAGAGAAAAGUGGUUUGGUAACUGUGAACAUUCAGGUAAAGGAAAUUCACUUUCGUAGCGUUGUGUUGGUUUGCAGAUUCUGCCGUGAUCUUUCCGAAUUCCUGUUUGUGGGAGUUACAUUUCAUUUUUUUCCUGCUAAUGGCAGGAAUGAAGCCAGUUGUGUCCUUCUCCUAUGAAGCCCUGCCGUGUAGCCUCGAUAUUAAUGACAUCAUGUUUUUAAAAAACAAACAUUCUAACCCUGCAGGCUAGGAGGGAGUUAUACAACAGAUUAAGUCGCCUGAUAUUUGUGCCUUUCAUGCCCAUGUAAAGUAAACCUUUAUACCUCAAAAUUAAUUUAGUUUUUUAAAUCAUAAUUGCUAAGAGAAAUGCAUUUUUAGUAAAAUUUGCAUAAUUAUUUCCUAAACCCUAAAACCUCUAGCUGUAGCCGUGGCUUGUGCAGCGAAUAAAGAUCCGUCCUGUUAUUUCUUUAUUUUUUCCCUGAGCAUAAAGUGCUGUUGAGUAUCACAUUUUAUGACCAUUAAAAUGGUGCCUUGCUAUGUUAAGCUAUUGUAGCCUAAAAUCCUUAUCUGGCUCAACCAACUACUGGAUAUAGUUAACUGGAGUUACAUUCCACAUAAGCAAAUGUGUUUUGGCCAAGGGUUGCUUAACCAUCACAACAGACCUAUAUUGCAGCUCCCACUAGUCUGAACCAGAAUCUCGCUUAGCAUUUUAGGAGUUGUAGUCUGGCACAGACCACAUCUUCCUUGGCUGCAUAAAUCUGUCGAUGCUGUCAACUUUGGGAUUUGGCCACAUUUGUUGGCAUUCUUUUUAUGGGGAUGCAGAUUCCUGCAGGCUGAUUGACAGCCCAAGGAGGCGGACCUCCAUAGAGGAAAACAUUUUUUUCUCUGGAAUAAAAAGAGGCUGCACAGACUGGGUCCACUUUAAUAAACCACUUUAUUAUAAGCAGGAUUUCCAAAGCUAUUAUAGUACCAGUAAUGAUAUAAAUAAAGUUGUCUAUCACGACACAUGUUUCGACUUGACACACGCAUGAAAAAAAAAGUAAAUGAGGCCAGAUAAUGUUGAACGAUUAUAAUAGUUCAUGUUCUACGGUUUUAUCUUAUUACGACGUAAUGUCUGAAAAUGUCAAACUUGUAAACUUUCCUCAAUAAAACAGAUUGACAAAAAAAAAUACAGGUUUGUCCAGGUAUUGAUGGCUGCUCUGGAAGGAUUAUUCAGGUCUGGAAGGAAGUACGCUUAUGUGGCCAACUCAAGUUACUUGACAAACUCCACAUAUUCUAGGCAUUCUAGGAGUAUUGUUUAAUGGGUUACUCCAAGCACUGUGACUUGAAGUGGUCAUGGUGCAGGAGUUGGAAUGUGCAGGGUUUUGCUGCGAAACGUUGCAUAUACCAUGCUUAACCCGUUGGCUGCAGGAGGUGUGUAUCCACCUGUCAUCAGGCAGCUUAGAACCAGAGUUCUGGCCUGGUUACUGUCAAUUCUGUGCAAUUCUAAUUUUGUGGUCAGUGAGUCACCAAGGAAGAGGGGAGUAUGUGAGCCUAACUGGGACCCUGGUAAGAGGGUCAAACAUUACUAAACUGUUCGAUUCCAUUACCAGGUAUACAUCCUGGGUGCUCCUGGCAUUACAAGCAAUACUGCAGGCUCUAUGGGUUAUGAUUAUUGGCGUUAUCUUUUCACUAUGGAAAUCUGCUUUUACUGGUUUCCUCUUUUGCUUGUCUUUAACUAUUUCAUUUGAUUACACAGGUAUUCCUGCACGAAGCCACAGCUCGCCUUAUGGCUGGAGCAAGCCCUACACGUACACACCAACUGCUGGACCGAAGCCUGCGCAGGAGAGUGGCGCCAUCUAGCAAAGAAGGUGAGAGAUGCGCUUGGCACCCAUUGAUUGAUCUGUUCACUGCCACUAUCGUAUUAAACUGUCCUGUGGAAUUCUGAUUGACAGAUCUAAAGACAUCUCCUUUAACCAAGAUUCUAUUAUUUUCCAGGAAGGGCCAAUGCUUGCUAGCCAAAACUUUUUACCCAUAACCUCAUGUUGCCAGCUACUGUGCACACUACCAAAUAUAUAUCUCUAUCUCUCUCGUUUCUAUUCUUCCCAAAUAGUUUGUAGUUUUAAAAGCAAAAUAUAGCAGCAUAGAAAGGCGCUUCACCUCCCAAUCACCAUUCAUUAUUGCCAAUGUAUGGGAUAAAACGCUGGUCUAAGACAAAGUAUCCCUACAUUGCUUUCUAGACCGCUUUUAAAGAAAAACAGAAGUUUUCUUACUUUUUUGGGGGGAAUGAAUAUUGGAUCAUAUCUUUGUUUAAGAUAAUAGCCCAUAUUUUAGUUACCUUACUUUUGAACAGCCAAGUUUAUUAGAUGACUCGCAUUAUACUGAAGCUACUUCUCUUUCAUUCACAGAUAUGGUACGGUUGGUCAGCUGCAGCGUGACCCUCCCGACCCUCCCCUGUCAGUAACCUUCGAACUUUGACCCUUCUUAAAGGGGACACUUGCUUCUGGCAGCAGUGUUUUUAUUCCCUUGUUGCACCCAAUCUCAGAGCCAUCAGGCCCCAUCUACGGACUUUUAGAAGCGGAGAGGAGACUGUUCAACGCAGGACUGUCGUGGGGUUCGGGGGCGGGAGAAUGGGCAACAAGGGACUCUUAGCACCACAGGGGAAUGACUUGCCCUUGACUUUAAUACCGAAUGUGUUGGCUAUAGUGUACUGUAGCAUCUGCAGAUAUAUUGUGGUUUACCAUCAAUUCUCAACCCCAAUCAAUGCUGUAUUCUCUGUCCUGGCUGAGACCUAGUCUUGAACGAAGUAAUGCUUUGAGAAAUAUUUAAACUCCAGCUUUUGGAGACGUUUGCCGGUUGUUUUCCUUCUUUUUACUCCUUUUUUAUAUAGUAUAAUAUAUAUUUUUCUUCUUGGAAAAAAUACAAUAAUUUUAUCAGUAAUCGCUGUACGGCUCUUCCAUCUACACAAACCAGCUGUUCCCACAUUGGGAAAAAAUGUAGUCCAUGUUAUGCGUUAAACGUACUAUAUUUGAACCUUCUUUAUAGUAUCUUCAUGAACCUGACUAACAGAUGUUAUCCAUUUCUUCUGUUAAAGUUGCCAAAUUUAGUCAUUAUUUAGCGUUACACCUGGGUCUGCCAUUCUGCCAAUGACAUGUUGCUUGUCAAGUGAUUUGGAAAGUUCUUAAAAUGGCAAGCCAGACAAAUAGCCCAAGUCUGGCAUGCAAUCGUUCUGCACCAGUUUGUCAUUUAUAGGCUGGCAAAGGAACAGUCUGGAGGCAUUGUAAUUUAAGCCAAGAUCUAACAUGUAAACCAUGGCAAUCCAGCUCCAGUCCUUACACUUCCUAGACAUGGUUUUCUGGUUAAUUGGCUUAGUGAAAUAUGUAAAUAACUUAUAUUUUAAUUGAAUAUAUCUCUAAUUUCAGUUCUGACACUGGUGUGCUAGGACUGAAUGUUACCCUUCAAAUCAUUUAAUGCUGCCUCGUAAAGCUGCUGCACUCUGGUCACCCCUGGUUUAUCAUCAUUUCUCCAAAACAGACAUUUUUAAAGGGACAGUCUGUGCCAUAAUAACAUUUUUGUUUAAAAAAAAAAAAAAAAAAUAAUUUUUUUUUCUCUGUUUUUAGUUAAAGUAAAUAUUAGUGGUUUGAUCAUCUGAAAGUUUUAUUUACAUCUUCUAACAAUUUAAAAAGGUCCUCGUCUUCAGUGUAGGCGUUUGCUGUUCAUUUAAUAUAUAAAUAUAUCGUACCUACCUGUAACAAGCUUAGAGCCUCAGUCUGGCAGUAUUGAUAGCCGGUACGUGCAGCGGUGUCCUACUGCAGCAAAACCUUGACGUUUUAGUGAUCCAAGUGGGUACUGCAGCUUUUUGUGAACUAUACUUUCUUCAUGACCCUCAGCGAGCAUUGUGGGAGAUUUCAUAGAAGCUAGGAGCACCCCACCAUUGGUACCUGAAUGCGGCACAUCAAGCUCCAUAAUAUGUCAUCUAUAUUGUGGCUUAUGUAGUGAACGCUUUUAAGAUGUACAAAUGUAAGCAGCAGGCUUUUACCAAGUCAGAGAUUUCUAUUUCUGAGAGAAGCGCAGUUUUGUUCAUUUGUGCCAUAUUGGUUCAGUCACGCUUGGCUUGCAAUGUUUCGUAUACCAGGACUAGACACGAGACCCCUGUCUGCUGCUGUACCAAACUCCCAUGAUCAUUCACUAGCCGUCUUGCCCAGGUUUCUGGGAGUUUAUUCAUUAACCUCAGAAUCGACACCGCAAUCACAAAUUGUAGAUCAAAAUACCUUCAAAACCACCUCUUUUCUAAUUUGACUGUUCCCUCGUCUAUUCUCCACAAUUAUAAAUUUAAUGAAUCCUAUCUUUUUCCAGUAAACCUGAUGUAUAUUAAUAAUGUUCUGGUUUUAGCUCACGGAGUGCUAGAGGCAAAAAAUUUUAACAUGUCUUUGAGGCACAUUGCACUUGCUAAGUUUAAUAAGCAUUUUCAAAGUCUGUUUAAGCUGUUCUUGGUACCGACUAGUUAUUUGGAAGCCUCUCUCUGUUCCCAGCAGGCACCCGAGAGAUGAGCCCCACAGCCCGGGAGCAUGCAGAGGCCUUGCUUUUGGCAUGCAGGUACCUCCCUCCUUCAUUCUUAUCUGCCCCGGGGCAAAGGGUGGGCAUGUUGGCUGAAGCUGCCCGCACCUUGGAGAAGCUUGGGGAUAAACGCACCCUUCAGGACUGCCAACAAUUCAUCCUGGCUUUGGGCAGCGGGACCACUGUAACGUCCAGCUAGAGGGACCAGCUCAUAGGCCCUAAAUCAAAACCUUGGCCGAGUCAAGAAGUAAAUGAAAAUGGCUACAUAGCAGAGUCCAUAGCCUGCGAGAGAUGGUCCCACUUUUUGGGAAUGAACAUUGGACAAAGUAAAGACUGCAAGAAGCUUGCUGCUAAUCCAAAGAGCAGACUAUAUUGGCAUAUUCCACGGUGGUUAAUAAAAGCACAUUGUACUUCAAGGCGGGGAAGGGGUUUUGUACCAUCUUCUAAAACAUUAAUCUGGUUCCAGGGCUGCAUUGUAAUGGUUAUUCACAGGAACUGCACUAUUCUGGCAUUGGGCCGGGUAACAUUAUAUUAAUGGAUUCUACAAGUCUAGAAUACCCACACCUUGCCAUCUCCAUAAACUACACAUGAUUUUCUAAUGUGGGACAGCCGUGCUACGGAUGCAUUUGACCCUGCUUGUCUAUAUGAGGAUCAUGCUGUAAAUGCAGUCAGGGCGUUCAACCAAUGAGGGGGUAAUGUAAAUUUUUAUAAACUGACUUAAAAAAACAAACAAACCCCAUAACACUUUAUACAUUUACCAAAACACUGCUCUUGGUAAUCCCACUAUGAGGUGUAAUAGACACACUUUCAUAGAUGCUAUAAGUAGCGGUUCAAUGACUCCUACUGGCUGUUUAGAUAUGUAUUUUAUUUUUUCCCGAUUCUUUGCAGUGUUACAAUGUAUUUGUUCUUUGGAACCCAGGAGGAGGAUCUUACCUUUUGAAUAGACUUUUUGACUGUAACCACAUUAUCCAACAAUGUGGAAUUAAUAGGCAUUCUACAACCCCCUCAUCUGUCUGUAAGAGCACAAGGCUUACAAUCUAAUUACAAAUAGUAAUGAGUUGUAUAUCCAUUGUAAUUAAAUUGUCACCAUAGAAACCGUUUCAACAUGAGUAAGGUGCGUUCCUUGCUGUAACAUGAGGUUUGGCAUCGCGUCCUUCCAGAUCACCAUUAGAGCAUGGGGGGUACCCAAAAGGAGGAUGUUGUAAACCUACACCUCCCAUGAUGCUUUGCAUGCAUUUAGAAUAACAAUGCAUGAUGGAAGCUGUAGUUUAAAAAAAAUCUGGGUAAAUACAUUUUGGGCACCCUUCCCCUGGAGGAUAAAACACGACCAGAAGUAAAUUGAGAUCGAGGGUUUUUCCGUGUAAUUACUGCGGGCUUCCUGCCAUUGUGGAUGGUUUUUAUUAAUUCUGUUUGCAUACUUUUAUUUUUCUUAGAGCAAAAAAAGUUUUUGUACAGACUGUUUAUGAAGAGAUAUUUAUAAUUUUCUUUUGUAAAAGAAACACAAAUAUAUAAAUAAAGUAGUUUUGGCUUUGCAAGCUGUCUCAUGUAUUCUAC
Messenger RNA from Pelobates cultripes (western spadefoot toad), 26638 nucleotides. NCBI's taxonomy places the organism in Eukaryota, Metazoa, Chordata, Amphibia, Anura, Pelobatidae. The record is from the annotation of a GenBank genome assembly.